CACAUUUCGAAAAAUGUCAUGCGAGCACUGUUGUUGUUUUCAGCCGUCGACUUGUCUGCUAGACAUGAUGACAUUGCGCACGUUUACCUCUCUGGCUACCGUUGUAGGAAAGUGAAAUAAAAACGCGUACUGUUUGAGCCUCGUCGCUUCCCGUCAAAGGAGUCAUCACAACAACAGUGUACUUGGGUGUGCGCUAUUCAGCGUUAGCUGCUAAAGCAAAUGAUGAUCUCUCGGAGUAUAAACUACAGAUUGAGAACACACUGUAUUUGUUUGGAUGCUCUGUAAUACAACGCAACACAUGUAAAACCCAUAGGCAUUUUACGGCGUCAACUGGACAAUUCAGUGGCAAGUGAAGAAACACAAUUUGCAGUCUUUUUCAGGUUUGAUCACCGCUUGCACAUACACCGUAAAGAUGGGAACACAGUAGCCUGAAUAUGGAUAAUCAGAAGAGCUCUGGAGAGGAGGAAAGCUCCAGGGAGCGUGGACUGCUCCACACAUGGAAGGGCUACUCCUGCAGCGUCACCCCAGAAAAAGUGCUCCUCUCCCGGCCUGUGCUGCAGGCAGCCCUGGGCAACAGACAUGGAGUACUUCUAGUGGAGGGUGGGCAGGUAUACAGUUUUGGCGAAUUGUCAUGGAAACAGACACAGGCACCGUCGUCAGUGGUGACAUCCGAGCCGGUCUUGGAGGCGGGCCUUAGCGGACAGCGGGUGGUGGCGGUGGCAGCGGGCGGCUUCCACAGCGGCGCACUGACAGAGGACGGGGGCGUGCACAUGUGGGGGGACAACGCCCACGGACAGUGCGGCCUAUCAGGACUCGCCACUGUCCCUAACCCCACCCCUGUGGGUGUGGUCGACCAGCUCGACCCGGCCUCUGCAUUGCCGUCGGCCUGCGCCUCACCACAGGUGGUGGUGACUGUGGUGGAGCUGGCCUGUGGAGAGCAGCACACAAUGGCGCUCUCGGCCCGCCACGAGGUGUGGGCGUGGGGCAGCGGCCCGCAGCUCGGGUACCCCGUGGGCACCAUCCCGGCUUGGAGACCCCAGCGGGUGGAUCGGCUAGCGGGGCGGCACGUGCUCCAGGUGGCCUGCGGCGCCUUCCACAGCAUGGCCCUGGUGCGCUGCCCGGUGCCGACCCCCGAGCCACGCCGGCCACCCCCGGACAAGUGCGGCCAGUGCAACCAGCUGCUCUACACCAUGACCGAUAAGGAGGACCACGUCAUCAUCUCCGACAGCCACCACUGCCCCCUAGGGGUGGAGGUGGGUGUUGGACUGGGCGAGGUCGCAGGGGAGAUCCGCCGGAGCUCGGAGGGCAGCCCGGGGGGGAAGGGGGGAUCGCCGGGUCAGCAGAAGGUCAAGAGCUCUCCGUCGGAGCCUCUUUUGUCCACCCACAGUCACCCCAGGCCUCUGAGCUCGUCCUUCACGGCUCCUGGUUCUUCCCCUGCCCCUGCAGCUUCUCCGUCCCAGGAUCAGGCUGCUCCCUCCAGCCUGGACUCCGCAGAGGAGGCCUGUAAGGAGCUGGAGGAGCCUGAAGCAUCAGAGCACACCAAUAACUCGGUUGACCAAGACCCCAGCACCAUACAGGAGGAUGGCUCCAGAACUCAAGGGGGUGCUGUUCUGGGGACAGGGGCUAAAAACUCACCCUAUCCAGAUGAGCAGGCGGUGAAGGACUACCUGAAGAGACUGUCGGACCAUACGCUGUCGGAACAAACUGCCAAGUCCCCACAACUGGCACAGCAUUCACAGACGGACGCCAUCGCCGAUGUCUUCACCCCCGACCCUGACGAUGAAACCACCACCUCCAUCGUGAUGGCAAUGCCGGCCGGCGGCCCAGUGGGCUCGGCCCUCAACAGCCUGGUGGCGUCGUGCGCCUCGGUCGUGGGCGAGCGCGUGGCGCUCACCUGCGAGGCGCUCUCGCUCCGCAAGGUCAUGAACUACUACUACCCGGUCUCGUCCUCCUCCUCCUCUUCCUCCCCUGCGUCAGGCCCCAGGGCCCCUCCGGAGGGAGGCAGGGAGGGCCCGGUGGGUCUGGCCCGCCUGGAGGAGUCGCUCCAGGGCAAGAAGAGCUCCAGCCUGGGGGACAUCCGCGAGGAAGAGGCGGAGGGCCUGAGCCGACGCCUGUCCCUGCCGGGGCUCCUGUCUCAGGGUAGAUACGCAGUUCAGCUCUUAUCAACCGCAUACGGGGGGAUGCACAUCUCAGGCUCUGCAGACGAACCAUGGCAUGUUGUUACCAUGGCAUCAAACCCAUCUCCUCAGAGUUCCGUUAGUGCUGAAAGUAAUACAGUCUCUCCUCGUCUGUUGCGUCGAUGCAGUCGCUCGCGUGUCAAGGCCGCACCCCUCACCCCCCCGGUGGUUACCGAGGGCGACAGCCUCCUGCCCUCCCUGCAGACAGAGGUGUGGAGUUGGGGUCGGGGCCAGGAAGGGCAGCUGGGCUAUGGCGACUUUCAGACCAGGUCGCAGCCUCUGUGUAUUAAGAGUCUGAGCAGCAAGGAGGUGGUGAGAAUAGCAGCUGGUGCUCAUCAUUCCCUGGCCCUCACUGCACAAUCUCAGGUUUUCUCCUGGGGUAGUAACAGCUCUGGUCAGCUCGGCCAUAUGGAAUCACCCAGCACCAUACCUCGCUUGGCUAAGCUGUCAGAAGGGAUUCGUGUGUGGGACGUGGCAGCGGGCCAGCAGCACACGCUGCUAUUGGCCGACGGCGACUGCUUCCAACCAAUCCUGUACUACAGCGGACAGCAGAUCAGGGAAGGGCCGGGCCAGACAUCCAAGGAGGGGUCAGGGGGCUACACCCAGCAGCCCGUCCUGCUCCCUUUCUGCAUGAAUCUUGGCUACGUGAGCAGCGUGUUUGCGGGCGGUCAGAUGUGUGCUGCGGUGGCGGAUAAGAACGUGAUGGGCUUCAUCGCCAGUCUGCACGAGUUGGCCGCCGCCGAAAGGAGAUGCUACUGUAAACUCACCAGCGUCAAAAUACAUGUCCUACAGCCGCUCCUUAAAGCAGAGAAUCUCUGUUCAUCCCUCGGCCCGAUCUCCACUGGCCUUUUGCAAACUCUGAUUGGACGGUUUCAUCGGGUGUGUCAGCUGACUGGUCAGAACUCUGCCUCCCUGACGUCCCUCCUCAGACGCUCGCGGGACAUCAAAGGCCUUGUCAUCCUGGAAAACGCACAGGUGUUCAUGGACGCUUACACAGAGUAUGCCACUGCAGUGGGGAACUUCCUGGUCAUAGGCGGCUUCCAAGCACUAGCAAAACCUUGCCAGGACCUGUUUGGUAAGGGCUGUGAGGUGGUGCAGCGCCUGGUGGAGAGUGCAGACGAGAGCGCUCCUCUUCCUGACCUGCUGCUCUCGCUCCUCCACCUUCCCAUCAAGCACCUGCAGGAGUACGGACGCCUGCUGCUCAAGCUGGCCACCUGCUAUGAGGUGCCAUCUGAGUUUAGUGGGGAGUCUUCGACAUACAUUCCUUGUAAAAGCAUGCAUGGAGAAAGCUCUCCAGAUUAUCAGAAGCUGCAGGACGGCUGCUCUAAGUUUGAGUCUCUGGUCCUUCAUCUGAAGAGGAAGAGGAAGGAGGCGGACUACACUCUUCACUUCUGGAAGAGCUUCCCUGGCAAAAUGACUGAUUCCCUGCGGAAGGCGUCUCGCCGCUUGGUGUGUGAGAGCAGCAACAAGGCGCUGACGCUGCAGAAUGCCGGAAGGUUCUCUGUGAACUGGUUCAUCCUCUUCAACGAUGCUCUUGUCCACGCACAGGGAAUGGUUCCCUAUAAAAGCCUCUUUUCCACCCAUCAUGUGUUCCCAUUGACUACACUCUGGGUGGAGCCUAUUUCCGAGGAGAACACUGGCCUGUUUGGACUGAAGGUGAUUACUCCUGAAGAGACCUUCACUCUUCUGGCGUCGUCAUCAAUGGAGAAGGCGAAGUGGCUUCGUUCCAUACACCAAGCAGUGGAGCAGGCGCUGAGUAGCGUGGGGUCAGAGGUUGCGUCUCUGGCCGCAGGUGGGGGGCCUAGAGCUGACCCACCCAUCUCGCGCACGGCGUCAUACAAAUUCUAUAAAGACGGACGUCUGAAGGAUGCCACCUACGAGGGCCGCUGGGUGGCAGGGAAGCCCCAUGGCAGGGGCAUGGUGAAGUGGCCUGAUGGGAGAGUGUACACCGGAACAUUCAAGAAUGGUUUGGAAGACGGUUUUGGAGAGUACAUUGCCCCCACUAAGAGCCCGAAUAAGAGUGACCAUUACCAAGGCAACUGGAAGGAGGGCAAGAUGCAUGGCUUUGGGACAUACAGGUAUGCCACAGGUGAGGUGUACGAGGGCUGUUUCCAGGACAACAUGCGUCAUGGCCACGGGAUGCUGCGCAGUGGCAAGCUGAACUCCUCUUCCCCGAGUGUCUUCAUUGGCCAAUGGGUCAAUGACAGGAAGUGUGGCUAUGGUGUCUUCGAUGACAUCACCAGAGGUGAGAAGUACAUGGGGACAUGGCAGGAUGACCAGAGGCAGGGCCAUGGAGUGAUUGUUACCCAAUUUGGCCUUUACUAUGAGGGAGCCUUCAGCAACAACAAGAUGAUGGGUACUGGGGUGUUGCUCUCUGAAGAUGACACCACAUUUGAGGGAGAGUUUUCUGAAGAUUGGACUCUCAGUGGGAAGGGUAUUUUGACCAUGCCUAAUGGGGACUACAUCGAGGGCUCCUUCAGUGGCGUGUGGGGCACGGGGCUCAAGAUCUCUGGCUGCUACUAUAAACCCAACCUCUACGACUCCGACAAGGACAAAAGCCGCACACUUAAGCUGGGUGGUCUGGCGGUGUCGUCGGAGGAGAAGUGGUUGGCGGUGUUUGAGGAGUGCUGGAGGAGGCUGGGCUCGGACACCGUAGGGCAGGGAGAGACUAGCCGUGCCUGGGACAACAUCGCCAUUGCCCUGACAACCAACCGCCAGAGACACAGGGACAGUCCUGAGCUGUUGUCUCGCUCUCACCAUAAAACUCUCGAGAGCCUCGAGAUCAUCCCACAACAUGAAGGGCCGGUCACCAUGGAGAAGUAUGACACCAUCCGCCACUACCUCAUCAAGGCAUGUGACACCCCACUGCACCCGCUGGGUCGUCUCUUGGAGAUGCUGGUUGCCGUGUACCGCAUGACCUAUGUGGGCGUGGGGGCCAACCGCAGACUCCUCCCUCAGGCCGUCAACGAGAUCAAGUCCUAUCUCAGUCGUAUCUUCCAGAUCGUCAGAUUCCUGUUCCCAGAUCUUCCUGAGGAGGGCGGUUUGAUCCCGGAGACGGCCGAUGCACAGCAGGAGAGGGACUCCAUCUCCUCUGAUGCCCAGCUGGAUGCUCCGCGGCGUGUGGUGAGCAGCUCUGCCCUGCUGCUGCCCGUGCUGCUGCCCCGUCUCUACCCGCCCCUGUUCACGCUGUACGCGCUGGACAAGGAGAAGGAGGAGGACGUCUACUGGGAGUGUGUGCUGCGCCUCAACAAGCAGCCUGACCUGGCGCUCCUCGCCUUCCUGGGAGUGCAGCAAAAAUUUUGGCCAGUAUCUGUCACUGUUCAGGGAGAGAAGCAACAGGUGGUGAUCAGCACAAAGGAUGCCUGCUUCGCCACAGCAGUAGAGACCCUGCAGCAGAUUAGCACAACUUUCACUCCGUCCGACAAGCUGCAGGUGAUUCAGCUGACCUUCGAGGAGAUCACGCAGGAAGUGCUAGCGCUGCUGAAAGAGGACUUCCUGUGGUCCAUGGACGACCUGUUCCCUGUCUUCCUCUAUGUGGUCCUACGUGCGCGCAUUAGGAAUCUGGGGUCGGAGGUCAACCUGAUCGAGGACUUGAUGGACCCGUGUGUGCAGCAUGGGGAGCACGGCAUUAUGUUCACCACGCUCAAGGCUAGUUACUACCAGAUCCAGCAUGAGAAGAUCACCUAGUUGUUGUGCCUGAUGCGUCUUGCUGAGUGACAGGUCAGCUAACCAAUCACAGAUCACGACAGAGUGCUUGACAAAACAAGGACUCCGUGGCAGGCCCUGUCAGAAGUGUGGCGCUCGGCCUCUGGUGCGGAAGUUUGCCUCCAUCCAAGUGUUUCAACGUCUACCAUGCACUUCUGUGGAUUGGCCACAGCAACCACCAGCAUGUCCUAAAAUCCUCACCUGCACACUACCCCUGUUCCCCUGUGACAUAUUCUCUAACCACUCUGCGUGUUCCACAGCAGAACCAUUUUAGUGACCGCUGCGUGUUCUGCGGUAGAACUGCCAGUGGGUGUAUUCUGAAUGGAACAUUUUUGUCCUUGGAGUGUCUCUGUGAUGUCUUGGUGGGUGGUCUGUCUCACCAGAGAUGUCAUGCUCUCAUGUCCACUAAGAUGGACACACUGACCAAUGCAUAGCACCUGUUGAAUGUUUUUUUUUUUUAUUAUUAUUAUUUAACACUAAUAUUAGCAGUUUUUUUAAUUUGUACUUGUUCAGACCUCAUGCUGUUACCAUGAUGAAGCACACUAUGUCUCGUGGAGUUUCAGAGAUCCAGACCUUUAGGGAGAAAUCACUCCUUUGGUAUUUAUUAUGUUAUGUGGAAACGUUCUCGUAAGCUUUACCCAGAGCCUGGCCCAAGUAAACAUAUCGUCUGCUACUGUUUACGUUGCACACACAGACUCGCAUCUCAGAGAGUAUAGUGGCUUGGUCUGAUUUUUAACAUUACAGUGUUAUGCAAAUAACUGACAAGGUUAAAAGGAAAGGGUGAAGACAUAUAAGCUUUGUUCUUAGUUUUUUGAAGUGACCUCUUAAGAAAGGUGUUGUAGUGAAAUCCUGCUAGCGCAGUGGGUUUGACUAGCGAUGACAACUUCCAGUGUUCUGACUGAGUGUCGGCACCUCAUUGUACCAGUUUUUAAGCUCGGUUUGGUGGCUGAUUGAGAGGAAGUAUUGUGUCUUAGUACCGUUAUUGCGUCUGAGUGACCACAUGAAGGUUAUUUCUUUUCGAGAGGGGUCAUUCAGAACUCCGACACAGCUGACACAACAGAAAGAAGACACAGAUACACAUACACACACACAACAGUGUUCACAGUGUACACAUAACAGUGAAGUACAACGUAAACCAAAUCAGAAAGAAGAAAUGAAACCUGUUUGCAUAGGUUUCUGUGGAAAUAUGCACAUUGUUGUCAUUUUGUGAAUAGUGUGUUCCAAAUUCUGUGUCCGAGCACACAGUACCCCUGUGGCUUCCAGUUUUGUGUGCAGUUUACCAAAUGUUUGCAGUUGCUGGUUUACAAUACCAAGUAACCUCAUGAGAAGGACCUUUUUAACUACACACCAACUGUCAGAUGAACAGAGAGCAAAGGGAUGCUCUGAAGGGAUUAACCUAGUUUGGGUUAAUUUGAUGGCUACUGGUUCAUCGCAUAUUUAUGUUGAAGCUUUCUAUUAACUGGGGGAUAAAAAAUAACUUUUGAUUUUACAUCUUACAUAAUCAGAUGUUCAUUCAGACUCGUGUAAAGUCCAAGAAUGUUCACAAGGUGUCUAUAAGAAAGAUAUUUACUCUGACAAUCUCACUCCUUGUGAGCAGCCUCUUGGGGAAGUGGGAGAGUAUAGCCAAGAUGGCCAAAAGGCUGACUUGAAACCGUCCUAAAUGUUGCCUGCAUCCGGUCUGUGUUCAGCCAUGGUCAGGGACAUGUCAGUGGUCAAUUCCGCCUUGGCGGAGAGUGCGACGCUAUGAGUAAUCCUCUUCAGCUGGCUGUGCUCUUAUCUUAUCAUCACUCAGUUUGCAUAUCAGCUCUUGAGAUGGUGUUCCAGCACUGACCUUGGGGGUCAGAUGAUGGACUCACACUCACAAACACACAAACGUACACACAACACAUCACAUCAUAUGAGAGUGACUGAUGUGCAACAGAACUUACCCAUCAGGGAGAGUGUUAUUAAGACUGACAGUGUGUUUACUGUCAGUUCCUGUUUGUGAUGAUGAACUUUGUACUUUUAACUAUUUCAUUUCUCUUUUUACUCAGCGAAAUUAUCAACUGGGUGAUAGACUGACAUGUAUACAAUCACAACAUUUGGGAUAAAUAUAGACAAGCAACAACACAGCACCUGGCAUGAAACAAUUUCUCUACUACAUUCAGCAAUAACUGUGAUGUUUUUUUUAUCGUUUACUGUUAUUUUAAAUCUGACCACUGUGUUAAUGUUCUUCAGAAUGUUCAGUGAAGGUUCAACAUCGACUAAUAGUCUGCCUAUUAGAUCAGGCUACAGUGGUAAUCCCAGUGAUGUUGGUAAUCUGAAUGAUAAUCUGAUCGAGGACAUCAUCUAAGAUGGUUGGCGGAAACAGGACAUGGAGACACGUAAAUUCACAAAGUGCUUUUAAUAUCCCCAGUCAAGAGUUGUAUUAUCGAGCUGCAGUCAUGUACUGUUAGUAAGGAGGAAGAGUUUUAGCAGGCUGUGAUAUCAUGCAUGUAUGUUUCUGUAUGUUUGUCUGUGAGCUGUAGGUGAGGCUCUGUGUGUAUCAUAAUGGUGUGAUUUGAUACCUGCUGAUUAGAUGACUGCUUAAUGCAGCAUCGCCACAUGCCUCUUUCCAGCACUGACAUUGCCAGGCGUUGCAUGAUAUACCCAACCCAACAUGAUGUAACUUAAAUUACAAUUCCUGAUUGUAUUUCUGGGGCACCUUGGAGUUUACGUGAAGCGUUUGUUCUGCCAAUAUCAAAACAGAUUAUUGGUCUGUGCCUAUGCCUGGUGUUGUGUUGGGGUGCGUACACUUAUUUUUAAGUAAGUAAAUAUAUGAUAAAAAUGUGCAUAGGAUUUUGUCAUGAUAAGUCUAACUUGGAGGGCAAUAAACUGUUGUAUCAGUGAAA
Molecule: messenger RNA, 8752 nt
Organism: Alosa sapidissima (American shad)
Lineage: Eukaryota; Metazoa; Chordata; Actinopteri; Clupeiformes; Clupeidae
Gene: als2b
Product: alsin Rho guanine nucleotide exchange factor ALS2 b
Exons: 37
Coding region: 435-5864 (1809 amino acids)
Molecular function (GO): guanyl-nucleotide exchange factor activity
Source: RefSeq, a predicted model, not a curated record